AUGAUGAGCCUUGAAAGACAAAUCAAUCUUGAUAAUCAACGAGAGAUUAUGGAAACAAUGGAAUUAUUUCAGAAUCAGCUGGAUGAAAUUCAAGCUGAAGAGAAUGCGAAAGCUGGUGCUGAGAAAGAACAGACUCGUAUUACUCAAGGUGAGCCUAGUAGAAGAGGUGACAAUGUAUCAACCGACACUAGAUCCAAACAAAAGCCAGAAAGUGAUGUAAACCCAAGGCCAACCAAAAGACGCGGAGGUCGUACCAGUGGUGGUGAUCGUGGUGGGCGACCUGGUAGUGAUCGCGGAGGUCGUACCAGUGGUAGUGAUCGCGGAGGUCGUACCAGUGGUGGUGAUUGUGGUGGGAGAUCUGGUGGAAGCAGUCGGGGUGGACGUGCUCUUCCUCCGUUCUAG
Molecule: messenger RNA, 402 nt
Organism: Impatiens glandulifera
Lineage: Eukaryota; Viridiplantae; Streptophyta; Magnoliopsida; Ericales; Balsaminaceae
Exons: 2
Coding region: 1-402 (133 amino acids)
Source: RefSeq, a predicted model, not a curated record